AUGGCCAAAGAACCAGCUCUGGCCGAAGCUGCACGUCUAUUGUCACAAGCGGCAUCUAGCCUUAUAAAUCAAAGCUCACAGCCUUCAACAAGUAGAAGUACAGAAUAUUCAGCAGUCACCAAUCAGGCGGAGACAAACAACAGGCCGGCGAGAGCGAGGGAUGUUUGCUGUUUGCAACGUAUAAUCAAGCAAAUGCGUCCACCUCUCGUUCCGUUCCAUUGAAUGGCAAUAUACCCCAACGAAGAGCAUCUACAAAUCAUCAUGCAAAAGCACUGAAAAGACGAAAAUCAGUGAAAGAAAUAUCAAUAAAGUUUUUCUGUCUUGCGAGCACCACCCAGCGAGAUGUUCCGAAUAAUGAUGAAAAGCAACAGUUGCUCGUCGCUGGACUUGGCGAAAAGAAGGUAACCCUACAAGCAGACUCAACUUCGUCUGAUGUUGUGGCUGCACUAAAGGAAACAUACCCAAAGUUGACCGAUGGUGGUGGAUAUGAAUUUAUGUACGCAAAAGCCAGUUCUCGUCAGCUUUCCGUUAUAGAUGAGGGAGAAAAUGGGUAUACCAUUGAGUUUCUCAAACAGUUUGUCGGACAAGGACGAGUAUAUAUUCGCCCAAUACAUUGCGAUCUUGACUUAAAAGCUAUGGUUAAAGCCAAAGAUCAAGGAGAAAUCAUAGAAGAAAUCUGUAAUCAUUGUAUGAAUAUAUUCCCCUUGAAUAAGUUGAGGGAACAUCUUUACUUAUGUCCUGAAAAUAAUACGGCAACAACGGCAACUACCUCGAGAAAUACCAGGUAGGCUUACACUACAGAUUAAGGAUAAACAGCUCUUAUCCAUGAGUCAAUUCCAUGAGUAACCAUGCCCCCCCCCUGUAAUAUACCUGGACAUUAGCAAUUUUUUGGGAGGAAAAAGGUAAAUCCCUUGCUCGCUGGGAGACACCAGGAGGGAAAUGUAUGCCCCCCCCGGACAAUCAUUAGAUGGCAAAAAGUAAAUUGACACUGUUACUGAACUAAAGUUUAAUACCAGAAGAUUUUUUAUAAUUGAGUUUUUUCACUAGUGUCAAAUGUUUGGGGUCUUUUAGCCGCCAAACAAUGGGCCCGAUCCCUAACCUGUGUGCAAAUUCACGGCCCCAGGAAUGGUGUGCCUAGCAAAUGCCCGGCAAUGUCCCAGGGAGGAGGAUGCUUACUAAUGGAAUUGACUCAUACAUUAUUUAGAAAGAUGUCUAGACCCUCCUCCAACCUCCCCCCACCAAUAUCAAAUUGCUUCUUAUGCCACUCGUCAAAAUGGGAGUUUACCUAAAUUUACUAUUACAGUUGAAUUCCCUGAAUGUGGCGAACUUCAUUUGGAACUCCGUUGUGAUGUUCAAAAGUUCUCACUGAAAUUCACAAGCCGGUUUGUAAACAAAACCUCCGAUUGAUCCCUGUACAAAAAUAAGCCAAUCAGAGGCUUUGUUUACAAGCCGGCUUGUGGAUUUCAGUAUGAACUUUUGAACUUCAUAACGAAGUUCGGAACAAAGUUCGCAACAUUCAGAGAAAAGUUAUGUGAAAUCAACUGUAAAAAGUAAAAUUGAUAGGAUUUGAGGGCACUCCUCCAGAAAAUUUUCAGAUUUUCCAUUCCUGCAGGACAGUAUUUUUGGCAAUUUCUGAUGUGGAUUUUCUUGGAAAUUGCUGUAUUCUUAGGAUUUAUUAGAAAUAAGACAAAUUCCUUCUUAUUUCCUUCUUGACAACAAAAUUUCCUUGCUAUUUCGUUGUAAUGUUUAUUUCCUAGGCAACAAUCACAUUUCCUUGAAAAGGCCAAAAUUUCUUUUUGCAACAAAAUUACAGUCAGUUGAUGAAGCACUUGUUUAAUUCACCCCCACCCAUCAUGCUAUAAUUUCAAAUUUUUAAUUUGCCAAUAGUGAAUAACCCCCACUGCCUCCUGCAGGCUUUUAGCCAGGGUUCUAAAAGAGGGCGUCCAAUUUUGGUAUAACGAGACAUCGACAGUAAGGGGGGGGGGGGAGAAAAUGUCCCUCUGAAAAACCUUUGAAGUUUAUGUUACUUCAUGUCAGUAUCUGUUCCAAGCUUGUUUGAAAUUUUUCAAAGCAUUUGGCUUUGUGAGUUUGUGCCGCUAUGCUUCUUUACUUAUAACUACGAUAUUUUUAUUCAGCCAGGUACACCAUCAAAUUGAUCAAAAUGUCAAAUGUAUAAUAAUAAUGAGAAUUGAAGCUGUUUUGUUUCAGAUAUAUUAAUAUACUUAGGAAAACAAUUGAAAAUAAUUUCCCUUUCCCCCCAGAAUUUGGGCAUCCAAAGGUGUCCAUUUUUCAUUCUAGGGGCGUCCCAGCCUUUCUGGCUAAAAGCCUGGCCUCCUGUCUCUACAGUAUCUGCAACACCAUAAAUUAAAUAAGUUUUUAUUAACCAGUUAUUUCCUCAUUUGAGUUUCAAUGUUUAGUCAUGUAAUAAAUUAAUAUGAAAUAAUAGGGAUCAGAAUAUAAGUGUUAUUGAAGUUGAUGAUGCUCGUGAUGCUGAUGAAGAGGAAAUACUACCUGAGGCUACCUUCCUGAAUAAUCCGAGUGAAACAGACAAUCCAGAGACAAGGGUAAAUACCAAACUAAAACUAGAAAUACAUAUUGUACAUGCAUGCAGCAAUAGUCUGUGUGUUGUGAACUAACACUUUCGAACUAACACUUUCGAACACGCUGAGUUCAAAUCCGAAAAGUUCCCACAUGAAGUAUUUGAUGAUUAAAAACAAUAGUAGUUGCAAUGCUAACAUGAAAAUAAUAUGGGAAAAUAUUAAACAAUAAGUAUAGGAAAUUACACAGUUCGAGUAUAGCUGCAGGGGAAACUUUAAAAACUCGUUUUGCUGACAAUAGUUUGCACGGAAAUAGGGUAAAAUAUAUUUGCUUUUGAAAUACGCACAAGCUUUUUGUUACUUAUAUUUUGGUCAAGCCACAUUUGUUGCAGGAAAAAGACCAUUGUAAGGGGAUAGUCAUUAAAUACAGUGGGGGGAGGGGGGGCGGGGGGGUUGGAGGAGAAACUGAAAUUUUUAACAAAAUUUUUCAGACCAUCUAUUACAUAAUGGACGACAACUUUGCACCACUUAGCACUUCGCUAUAUUCUCAAAUAUGCGAGUGUAAAUAGCCGAACGGAAUUAGUAACUUUGCCCGGGCCCAACAACGCCCGAACGGCGCUGUUGGCUCGGGGAUGAUAAAUUCGUGCGAAUGGCUUCACAAAACAAUAGUUACAGUGCUUCCUUAGAAGGAUAAUUUCCAUACUUCAUUGUCUUCAUGAACAACCAAUUACUAAGUUUGUUCAUAUAGGUUGGUGGCGAGACUGGCGACCCAGAGUCUACCAAGAUGCAGGACACAGAAGAAAGUGAUGAUUUACUGUAUGCCUCUCUUCUGUUCCAUGAGAUUAAUGCUGAAUAUCUAUCAGACGAAGAUACUGAACUAAUUGAAGAAAAAGUUGAUGAAAAUUCUCCAAACGAUGAUGAAGUUGUUCUGGAUAUUAGUGAUAUUUUACAACAGCUUGCAUCUGCCAACAUCGAUAAUGAAAAAAUUUCCAAAUUCAACAUAUGCCGCAGUAAUAUUUGCGAUGGUAUUUUUAGAGGAAUGACUAGGAAGUCAUUUUCUCCAAACAAAAAGUUAUCAGUCAAAUUUACUGAUGAUGUCGGUCUCUCUGAAGGUGCAGUGGAUAUGGGUGGGCCAAUGAGGGAAUUUUUUACUUUAUCCCUUGAAGCAAUAUUAUCAAGCAAACUUUUUUGUGGGCAAGAGCAUUCAAGGUUGUUGUCUUAUGAUGCUAAGGCUCUGAAACAUGACGAGUGCGUCAUGGCUGGUCAGUUGAUUUCAAUGGCUCUAGUUCACGCUGGAGUAGCUCCUAGUUGUUUUAGCCCUGUGUUAAAUAUUUGAUUCUCUUAUUAAAGGCCAUGCGAAAGUUCAUGUUCCUAUUGAUGCUGUGUAUGAUCUGGAGCUGCAGUCGUCUCUUAAAAAUUUAAUGUCUGUUGAAUCGGUCAAUGAAGCCAAUAGGUUGAUAGCAGAUAAGAAAUUAGAGGAAAUUCAAGAGCGUUCUGGCACCCUCUGCGAAGCAUAAGCGAUGUUAAAGAUGUGGUUUGUGAGAUUGCUCACUGGUAUGUCCUUGAUAGGACUAGGGCAGCCUAUGAGAGCUUUAAAAGUGGAAUAACAUGCUUAGGUUUGCUUGAUGCUGUUAUUAAGAAUUCCGAUUUGGUCCAAAGAGUGUUUUGUUUCUACCCACAAGUGUUAAGUUCUGAUUCAUUUGAGCAACUUUUUGUUGUGAAUAGAAGUGAACAACUCUCCAACAGAUGGGAGGUAGAGAACAGACUUCUCGCGUUUUGGAGAGAUUUCCUGUUGGAUGUUGAGGAAAAGGAAUGUGAACUCAGUUUUUCUGACAUUCUAUUUUUUGCAUCAGGGUUGAGGGUUGUUCCUUGUCGAAGCAUUUUGCUGCAGUUAGAAUUCUUGCAUGAACCAGAACAAAAUGGUCUUCUCUCAAAGUUUCCUAAAGCAAACACUUGCUCCUGCAUUCUCCGUCUUCCUGUUGUCCACACUCAGUAUGUUGACUUCAAAUCUGAUUUUCAGUUUGCUGUUAGAAAUGCUAAGGGUUUUGGUAUACCUUAG
Molecule: messenger RNA, 4596 nt
Organism: Paramuricea clavata
Lineage: Eukaryota; Metazoa; Cnidaria; Anthozoa; Malacalcyonacea; Plexauridae
Source: the annotation of a GenBank genome assembly